AUGUCUCUACAAGAAGGGUAUAAGGUUUUGGAUCCUCCAUCAUUUUAUGUGCCCAUUAGAUCACCUGCAAGGAAACUUCUUGCUACUCCUACUCCGAUGGGGACUUCACUAUAUCAAAUUCCUGACGAGAAUUCAUUCAUGUCGUUAUGCUGGCUUCUCCUCCGCUCUCUCUGUUCAUCCGCUGUGCCUCCCAUUUCCACCAAGCUCAGUUUCAACUCUGAUUGUUUUGUAGUUAUAUAUCCACCUUACCUCGACAACCUUACUCUGUCACGGACUGAACUAGAUCGCUACUUGGAAGCUUCACAGAUUAGGGAAAGAGCUAUUGAAAGGACUAAUAAUGUCGUGGGAACAUACAAUGAUAUGAGGCUCCGAGUAUUUUCCAAAUACCCUGAAUUCUUCCCUGAAGAGGUGUUCAACAUCGAGUCCUUCAAAUGGUCAUUCGCCAUUCUUUUCUCCCGCAUGGUUCGGUUACCCUCAAUGAAUGGAAAGGUGGCCUUGGUUCCUUGGUCGGAUAUGUUGAAUCAUAAUUGUGAGGUGGAGACGUUUUUGGAUUAUGAUAGAUCUUCGAAGGGAAUUGUCUUUACGACAGGUCGUCCCUAUCUACCAGGUGAACAAGUGUUUAUUUCAUAUGGGAAUAAAUCAAAUGGGGAGCUUCUGUUAUCUUAUGGAUUUGUUCCAAAGGAGGGCACAAAUCCAAGCGACUCGGUUGAGCUACCGUUGUCACUCAAGAAAUCUGAUGAGUCCUAUAAGGAGAAGUUAGAACUGUUGAGGAAGUAUGGAUUAUCAGGAUCUCAGUGCUUUCCAUUAAGGGUCACUGGUUGGCCAUUGGAGUUAGUGGCUUAUGCUUAUUUAGUUGACUUGAGAUAUCCUGAAAUAGAGGAGCAGGCAUUGCAGUUCAUACUUGAUAGUUGUGAAUCUAGUAUUUCAAAAUACAAUAAGCUCUUACAGGCAAGUGGAUCGCUGGAUUUGGACGUGACUUCUCCGAAACAACUUAUCUUUAAUUAUAUUGUAUAA
Messenger RNA from Vicia faba (fava bean), 1014 nucleotides. Lineage: Eukaryota; Viridiplantae; Streptophyta; Magnoliopsida; Fabales; Fabaceae. The record is from the annotation of a GenBank genome assembly.